This is a messenger RNA of Plasmodium coatneyi, 2457 nucleotides long. RefSeq lists its product as uncharacterized. NCBI's taxonomy places the organism in Eukaryota, Apicomplexa, Aconoidasida, Haemosporida, Plasmodiidae. The transcript has 2 exons. The coding region runs from base 1 to 2457 and encodes 818 amino acids. The record is from RefSeq and is a predicted model, not a curated record.
AUGAAGGGCUCCCCGCUCGUGCUGUGUGCCCAAAGGAGGUUCCUCCGCGUGUACAACUUUUUCAUCUGUGUGAGGAAGGGCGGGGAGGCCACGCUGAUCAAGGAUAUCAAGCAGCGCUACGUGAGGGAAGUAACAAAAUAUGAAGCGCAGAAAAAGAACGUUGCGGAACAAAAAAAUGAAAAAGGAAAAAAAGAAAAACAUUUAGUUCGAUUAGGCAAAUGCAAUGGGGGGGUGCAAAUUAAAUGCUCCCCAUCGCUUAUUUAUUUGCUGUCAUUAAAAUGUGGUUAUGUAGAAAGCAUAUGGCUGAACGUUUCGAAGAAUGCCUCCUGCACUUCCUUGGUCACCCUGGAAGAGAUUAUCAGAAGGAUCCCUUGGGAUUCCUACAUUUCUCCAAACCAUUUGGAGGACAUCCCGUUGAAAGUCACUUCGCGAAAGUCGAAGCUCUUUGAUGUUGCCGACAUUGGACGUGCAGUACGUGUGCGAUUAAAUGAGUUCGUUAGGUCAUACAGAGGGGGUCACAUCACAGGACAGCCGUUUCCAUCUCCAGACGCAUGUCUGCUAACCCCCCCCUUGGAGGACCCCCCUCCGGGUGAACACACACACGAAACGAAUGUGGAAAACGAAAACGAAAGGACAAAAAAAAACACAUGGAAUUUAUUAGCUGUUCAUAUUGAAAAUAACCUAUGCAAUGUGGACAUCAAAUUUACGGGCAAAUUGUCUCCUCGGUUUUAUCAGUACUGUCAUGUGGACGACCAGCUAGCCAGUGUACCCAAUUACAACAAAUGCGACGAUCUGAAUUUCCAUUCGCUCUUCAAUAAAGACUUACAUAUCGGUGAUGAUCAGAUUAAGAGUAUCGUCACGGAGAACGUCCCAUUUUGGUCCAUUUUUGAGGAAAAAAAAAAAAUUCAACUGAGUGAUGAAAAUGGCCUCUCUGGGGAGGACAAGGAACACUAUUAUAAGUACAGCUAUUUUGGGGAUGUCCUGAAAAGGGAUUCACCAGACCGUCUGACCAGUGCCAAUGAAGUGGAACCACCAGGGGAAAAAUACCCUCGUGAGGAAAAACCCACGAAGAAAGAGUACACCCCUGACACGGUAACACACAACAUUGAGAAAGACAAAAGGGAAAAUCAGAACCACCGAAAUGAGGCAAACCCAAACAGUACACUUGGCAUACCCCACACCGACAACGAACGUGUGGUGAACUACCUGCGCGAUAUGGAAAUAAAAAGGAUGAACCAUCAGAAUAACAAUUUCUUUUUAAGUGACGACUGCUACGACGCAGCUAGCUGUAUAUAUUCGCUAGCUGUGCAAAAAUGUCUAAAAAAUCAGAAGCAUGUAAAACUCAUUUGGGACCCCUUCUGCUCCAAUGGGAACAUCAUCUUCGAGUUGUUGUUUUAUUUUCUUCGCAUUCCAAUUUAUAGUGACCAGCAAAUUUUACCCUUCAUGAAUUUGAAAAUAUAUGACCAGCAAGAAUUUCUACGAAUCUAUCGAUACGUUUUGGACAACCCAGAUGGUGCACAGAACCACCAGGUGCAGUUACUCGGUACCGACAGUCGGAGCAUUAUGAUUGCCCAGUGUAAGAAGAACCUAGUCAGGUGUGCAUUGUACUAUAAAGACAUUUUUGAAAAAGUGCAGCAAAAUAAAAGGUGUGCCUAUCGAGGCAGUUUUACUGACGAAGCGGACCCCUCCCCUUCUUCACGUGGAAGUUACUUGAGUAGAAAUUCAUUUUUAGGUGGUGCGCUCAGGGACCAUGUGAUGGGUGAAGAGGAGGAAGAGGACGAUCAGGUGGAUGUGACGGGUGAGAGUUUUGCACCCCCCUUUGAUGAAGUUGCAGAACGGAGUUACGUGCGAGAUAUGGACACGCUGCGCAGGUUGGAGGAGUCUCCAAGGGGGGGAUUACGCAGAAAUGGUACCCCAUCAGAAACAACCCCACCUGAAGCAACCCCAUCAGAAACAACCCCAUCAGAAACAACCCCAUCAGAAGCACCCCCAUCCGUAAUAACCGCCCCCGAUUUGCACACCACGUCUGUAUCCACCACGGAGGACCGAAAGUACAACUUGGAGUUCCCCUUGGAUGUAUCCUUUCACAAGGCCCACUUUUUCAACGUCGCCCCGUUUGUAAAGGACGCUAUAAUUAUAACAAAAAUUCCCCACUUCAGUUUUGUAAAGGAACUCGGAGUCAACAAAAAAACCUUCACCCUGUACGAACAGUUCGAGCAGAUGCUAAGCUCAAGAAGUGACUGGAAGGGAGUAUAUGUCCUCAUCAGAAAUCAGGUCUUUUUAAAAAAGUCCAAAUUGGAGUGGAACAAAAUGCUGUCCUUAAGGGACUCCAAGGGUAGGCACUUAACGUUACUCAGUUGGACGGGGAGAAAAAAGAAUUUAUAUUCUUUUGCAACGGAGGACGACAAACUGAGGGAGCUAGAACGGUUUAGUGAAAGUCUCACCUUUGAGGCGUAG